Messenger RNA from Boeremia exigua, 2110 nucleotides. RefSeq names its product putative sugar transporter. Gene Ontology annotation, biological process: transmembrane transport; carbohydrate transport. Lineage: Eukaryota; Fungi; Ascomycota; Dothideomycetes; Pleosporales; Didymellaceae. Bases 288 to 1988 code for a protein of 566 amino acids. The record is from RefSeq and is a predicted model, not a curated record. The transcript has 5 exons. Gene Ontology annotation, molecular function: carbohydrate:proton symporter activity. Gene Ontology annotation, cellular component: membrane.
CCCGCAUUUGCUUGCGUCGGGUUAUGACUUCGGACAUUUGUGAUCGAUCGUCGGCUUGAUGUGCGGCUUCGGCACAGUCGCAAGUCCUAUCGGACUUUGUCGGUAGUGUUGAAGAGCAUGGCUGGCGAAGCUAAGCGAAAUCUGGACUGACCGCGAUAUCUGGGGUAAAACCUGGAGAAGGCUGGAGGAUGGGUCCGGGGAAUUGACCAGAUAUAUAAUCAAUCUGAUCUUCCCUGCCACUACCUAUUCCGACAGAUACACUUCAUCAACACGCAAAACCUUUCAGUAUGGCUAUCGUCCAGCAACCUGACGGCUCGUCUCCCUCAUUAUCCGAUCACAAUCCUGCGAACGAGAAGGGCAUGGCGACCCAUCUCGAUACCGUGAGCAGCAGCAAUGCGAUGAACAACAUGUUCCUCAAUGCCGCAUCUGCAUCAGAGAAGGAGCAUAAGAUGACCUUGCUGCAAGGCAUCAGACUAUACCCUAAGGCGAUCCUCUGGGCUGUUCUCAUUGCGCUCUGCUGUGCCAUGGAAGGUUACGACAUCGCGCUUAUUGGGAACUUCUACGCCUUUGAGCCAUUUAAUCGAAAAUACGGCGAGCUUACACCCGACGGUGACUAUCAGGUGCCUGCCCGGUGGCAAGCCGGUAUUUCGAAUGGCGCUCAGGUUGGCCAAAUUAUUGGACUGCUGUUGACCGGCGUGGGUGUGGAGCGCUUCGGCUACAGACCGUUCAUUCUAGGUGUCCUCUUCUACCAAUGCGCUGUCACCACAAUCUUCUUCGUCGCUCCCACCAUUAAGAUCCUGUUGGUAGCCGAGUGCUUCGCUGGCAUCGCCUUCGGAGUUUUCAUGUCGGUGGCAAUUUCGUAUGCAAGUGAGGUUUGCCCAGUAGCUCUUCGAGGUUACUUGACGACCUGGGGAAACUCAUGCUGGGGAAUUGGUCAAUUGAUCGCCAUCGGCGUAAUCAAGAGCAUGUUCGGUAGGACUGAUGAAUGGGCGUACAGAAUCCCGUAUGCUCUACAGUGGAUGUGGUUCCCUCUGCUCAUUACUAGCAUUUAUCUGGCCCCAGAAUCUCCUUGGUGGUACGUCCGCAAGGAGCGAUACGACGAUGCGAAACGGUCCCUGCUCCGGCUUACGUCUCCCAAGAGAGAUCCUACCUUCAAUGCAGAUGAAACCGUUGACAUGAUGCGACACACUAACGAGCUCGAGAAAGAGAUGUCCGCGGGUACGUCGUAUGUAGACUGCUUCAAAGGUGUCAACCGACGUCGAACAGAAAUUGUCUGCAUGCUUUUCCUCUCACAGAACCUAGCUGGCAACACAUUCUCCAACUACUCCACCUAUUUCUUCGAACAAGCUGGAUUGACAGGAACCAUCCCUUACGACUUCGCACUUGGACAAUAUGGCCUGAAUACAAUCGGCGCAUUCGUUGUAUGGACAUUCAUGGCUUAUGGAGUCGGCCGACGCACACUGUUCCUUUGCGGUUUGACCGGACUUUUCCUCACUCUACUUUCGCUCGGUUUUGUUGGUCUGGUCCCAGAAGCACAGAAACACCAAGCGUCACUUGCCACUGGCGCGCUCAUGAUCGUCUGGGCAGCAUUCUACCAAUUCUCGGUCGGAACUGUCGCCUUCUCCCUCGUUGCUGAGCUAUCAUCUCGUCGCCUUCAGGUGAAGACCGUAGCUCUAUCUCGUGUCGCAUACAAUCUCGGUGCCAUUGUUGUUAAUGUCCUCACACCAUACAUGAUCAACCCGACUGCCUGGGACUGGGGUAACUUUGCUGGAUUCUUCUGGGCUGGAACCUGUUUCUGCGUACUUGUAUACCACUACUUUCGCCUCCCUGAGCCGUCCGGUCGUACUUUCGCAGAGAUUGAUCUACUCUUCGAGCGUGGUGUCCCAGCAAGACAGUUCAAGACGGCUAAUAUCGAUGCGUUUGAUGUGGCGCUCACUAGCCAGAUCGCUGCAGACAAGCCAGAGACAGUCAGGCAGGAACAUGUCUAAAGCCCCGGGUUCUUUUUGGUUCACGUUAUCUGUGUACGAAGAGUUGAGAGGAGACCAUCACCUGCUUUAGCUUGAGCUUGUUGUAAACCAUGUAUCUACUUAAAAUUUGUCAUCGCAAUCAA